CCUUGAACAACGUAUCCUCCGGCUGGUAAGCGAGAGGCAAUGGCCUUUCCUUACUGGCUUAGUCUGCUCCUUCCAGACCGAGCACUACAUGUGUCUUGGGAUGGAGUAUGCGGAAGGAGGAACCUUAGACUCGUACUUGAGUGAAGGAGGAUUGCCACUUGAGAGAGUAAGAUUCUAUUCGGCUUGCAUAGUCCUGGGCCUGCAGUUCCUACACGAGCAUAACAUCGCUCAUAGAGAUUUAAAACCAGAAAAUGUGCUACUGUACGGCGACGGCUAUGUGAAACUCGCAGACUUCGGCCUCUGUCGAGAAGGAAUGGCGUUUAACAGCACGACCUCAGCCGGAGGCGGCACACUCUUCUACAUGGCCCUGGAAAUGUUCAGGGGCCAAUACACGAGAGCUGUAGACUGGUGGGCACUGGGAGUGACAAUGUACAACAUGCUCACUGGAGCCGCACCAUUUCGUGGAUUAAAUACAAUGCAAUUCUUUGGAACUGUUACGACCGAGGAACCAGAUUAUCCAGUUGAUAUCACCGAGGAUACUCACAGUAUAAUAGCAGAGCUCUUAGAGAAAAACCCAAGGUAUCGCCUUGGCUCAGGAGAAGAUGAUGCCGAGGAAGUGAAGAACAGCCCUUUCUUUGAGGGAUUGGACUGGGAGGCUCUGGAAAAUAAACAAAUUCAGGCUCCUUUUAUACCCGAGAGAAGAACAACGAAAGAGCCUGAAGGGAGCCUUAAAUUAACUCCAGUUGGUGGCUCCAAACCACUGCGGGAAGAAGCCCAGUGGGCCGUGGAAGAGCUGUUCUAUGCUAGGAGUUCUUCGUCAGAUUCUGAAUCAUAAGUAUGCCUUAUAAUGCAUAAGAAUUCCAGCAUAACAGUGGAAUUGGUCAAGUAUGGAGGUUAUAGUUUCUAUGAAGACAUCCAAAGUGAACUUGGAUCCCUGUCUGCAUCGCAGCAGAAAGUUCCGGGGCCCCUAAAGGGCGUCGGUGAAGACCGAUGUUAGCAGGGGUUUUCCUGUUCACAAAAGAUUCUGUGAAGAUUAAGGAUGAAGGGAGGUGGGCGGCCUGGGAUGAAGUAUCUGCUGCUGACGGAGGUGUUGGGGAAGGCAAGGAGGGGCCCAGGCUACAAUUUCAAAUUACAGUCCAUCGGUCUCUGCUAACUUGACACUGCCAUGGACUGAGAAUCGUAAAGGUGCAGAAGAUCAAGUUUCCGUGAAGAUUAAGGAUAAAGGGAGGUGGGCGGCCUGGGAUGAAGUAUCUGCUGCUGACGGAGGUGUUGGGGAAGGCAAGGAGGGGCCCAGGCUACAAGUCUCUAGUCUGCAGCAUUGGUUGU
Molecule: messenger RNA, 1326 nt
Organism: Xenopus tropicalis (tropical clawed frog)
Lineage: Eukaryota; Metazoa; Chordata; Amphibia; Anura; Pipidae
Product: serine/threonine-protein kinase N2-like
Exons: 7
Coding region: 89-835 (248 amino acids)
Molecular function (GO): ATP binding; kinase activity; transferase activity
Source: RefSeq, a predicted model, not a curated record